This is a messenger RNA of Malaclemys terrapin pileata, 11640 nucleotides long. It is a transcript of the gene PDXK, whose product is annotated as pyridoxal kinase. The record is from RefSeq and is a predicted model, not a curated record. Bases 202 to 1149 code for a protein of 315 amino acids. NCBI's taxonomy places the organism in Eukaryota, Metazoa, Chordata, Testudines, Emydidae. Gene Ontology annotation, cellular component: cytosol. Gene Ontology annotation, molecular function: pyridoxal kinase activity. The transcript is spliced from 11 exons. Gene Ontology annotation, biological process: pyridoxal 5'-phosphate salvage.
GCUGGCGGAUGUAUAAGGCGUUUAGGUGUCUUCGCCGAUCGCCUGACUCUGCCGCCUGGGCUCGCCCGCUCCGCUCUCCCGUGUGCGCCCGGCGGCGGCGGCGGCUCUGCAGCUCCGCGCUGCCCGGGGAGGGGAGGGUCCGGCCCCGGCCCGGCCGCGUGCAGCUGCGGCUCCGGGGGCAGGGCAGGGCGCGCGGGCGGCAUGGAGGCGGCGGAGGCGCGGUGCCGGGUGCUCUCUAUCCAGAGCCAUGUCGUGUGCGGCUACGUGGGCAACAAGGCGGCGAGCUUCCCGCUGCAGGUUCUGGGAUUUGAAGUUGAUCCUGUGAAUUCUGUCCAGUUUUCAAACCACACAGGUUAUGCUCACUGGAAGGGUCAGAUGUUAAAUUCAGCUGAACUCCAUGAGUUGUAUGAAGGACUUAAACUGAACAAUGUCAACCACUAUGACUACGUACUCACAGGUUACACGAGGGACUCAUCAUUCCUUGCAACGGUGGUUGAUAUCGUUCAGGAGUUGAAGCAACAGAACUCUGACCUGGUGUACGUGUGUGAUCCAGUGAUGGGUGACAAAUGGAAUGGAGAAGGCUCUAUGUAUGUGCCAAAGGAACUUCUCCCAGUCUACAGGGACAGAGUUGUACCCGUUGCAGAUAUAAUAACUCCUAAUCAGUUUGAGGCUGAGUUGCUCACUGGCAGAAAGAUUCACACAGAAAAAGAAGCUUUAGAGGUAAUGGAUAUGCUUCAUGCUAUGGGACCAGAGACAGUGGUGAUCACAAGCUCAGACCUACAGGGUUCUCUAGGAAGUGACUUCCUAAUUGCACUAGGGAGCCAAAGGAAAACUAGAGCGGAUGGCACCAAGGUGACCCAGAGAAUUCGAAUGGAGUCUCCUAAAGUGGAUGCUGAUUUCGUUGGAACUGGAGACUUGUUUGCUGCGAUGCUCUUGGCCUGGACACACAAACAUCCAAAUAAUCUUAAGGUGGCAUGUGAAAAGACUGUAUCAGCUAUGCAGCAUGUUCUGCAAAGGACCAUCAAGUGUGCAAAGGCACACGCUGGAAAAGGAAACAAACCUAGCCCAGCCCAGCUGGAAUUGAGAAUGGUCCAAAGCAAAAAGGACAUAGAAAACCCGGAGAUAAUAAUAAAAGCUACUGAAUUAUAAAGGCUGUAUGUCUCCCAAUGACGCACAAUGUAUUGAUGUCCUCUUUUUCUUUCCUGUAAAUUGUAAUGUUUGCCUUAGAUCUGUGACAGAAACCUGACUUCCAUGAAAUAGUGCCCUGCAUAGGCAGAUAUCCACAAUCAAACAUAUGUGCUGACCUUGCUUGGUUUAAGGGGGGGGAAAAAGUGAGUAGUAAAACUUACUCGCAGAUAUCAAAAUGGCUGUCAAAUUCACUCAGUCUGUGUACCAUAGGCAAGAGAAUACACAGGUUCCUGCCUCGCGAAAGUUUUUGGGUAUGAAUUUGCUAGUGGAAUGACUGACUGGCAUAUAUGUUGUAGCAAAGCAUCUAGUGCCAAUUUCACUAGCUACCUACUCCCUUAGCUGAAGGCAUUUGGCAGCUUAUUGUGGUAUUCACUAUCUUGACUUCUAUGAAACUCAGUAGGGUUGAAAUUGCACACAACUUCAGGCUGUGUAUGGGGAGCAGUUUGGAGAUAUUUAGCAUUAGGUGCUCUGAAGAGGUCUUGAAGUAUAACUUCAUGUUGCUAAUAACUUUUCCUGUUUCUAGCCUGUGAAUGAAUAUGUGAUUCCAAUUUCUAUAGGCGCUAAUCCCUUUAUUUCCAGUGACCACAAGUAUCCACAUCACUUUGUCCCCAUGUUCCACUCCAGAAAAGACCAGCGUUACUAAUCUAAUUAGCCAGUCAGUAGCACCAAGUAGAAAUUUGUAAUUCUACCUCUGGGACCAGAUUUAAUUCUUUUUUUUAUUAAGACUUCAAGACAAAGCUUCUUUAAGAAAGGAAGACGAUGUGGCUACCUUUUGUAAAAGUAACCCUGUUAGUAUUCUAACGGAUAGCAAGUCAUUGGGAUACUGACAGCAUUCAUUAUUUGUUGAGGGCAUUUUACCCUUCAUGGAUGGUUCAAUUUAGAAACCUCAGAGGGUGCACCUGCUUAACAAAAAUGAGCACUGUACAACAGUGUCAUCAGUAAAGCACUAAAUAGUGAACAGUUGCCUACACUUGCCUGCAGACAUAAGUAGAGAGAUUAGUUGGUUCAUAAUGCCAUUCUUCAGACAGUUUCAUGAUCUGAAUUUUACUGAAUUAUUUUAUGCUUGCUCUCCAAAACAAAUAGCAAUUUUUUUUUAAUGUGUGUUGCAGGAUGUUCGAAUGUAUCUAAGAAUCUAUGAGACUGCUUAUUAUCAUCCAUAGUACCGAAGCACUUCAGUAUAAAGUUCCUCUUGAUCUAGUUUUUUCCCUCCUUCCAUGGAGGCAACUGGGGAAUUUUUAUUGGUUAACUUUUUUGUACCGAAAUCCUGUUCCCUGAAGUGCUCUCAGAAUGAGUUUCUUGACAAUUUCUAUAUUCUGGGUGCUGAUUAGGCAGUGAGGAUAUUCCUGAGAGAUGUUGACCACCUGCAACUCCUCUUGACUUCAACAGGCAUUGCAAGUUCUCUGCACCUGUGAGAAUGAGUCCUAGUGUAUUGUAUGUGCCCAAACCUGAAAACACAGUCUGUGAGCUUGAUUUGUUCAUCCUAGGGGACACAGAUACAAAUUGCACCCUCUUGCAGUAGCAGGGAGCAGUUGUGCACCGAGGGAGAUGCUAAAAGGAGGGUAGUUUAAGUCCCAUCCUCUGCCUGAGGCUGCCCAGAAAAAGCAUUUGAUCUGUGUGUUUCCUGGGUGCCUUCCCAGAAACUUCUUCCUGGCCAGCCCUGCCCAGUUACUAAGCUGUGUCAACUGGCUAGGUCUUACUAAGCUGUGUCAACUGGCUAGGUCUAGGUCCCUCAGCAGUGCUUGGGUUGUAGGUAGAUUGUGCCACUGUAGUCUUUGUUCAUCCAACAUCCAAGUGGACUUUCUGCCAUCGGAGCCCCGAUUUUGUUUCUACUAGCAGACCUCAGGGAGAGAAUUUACACAGGUAUCACUAAUUUUAGGCCAAACAGAUUUAAUGUUUUUCUUUUUAAUAGAGUGGAAGUUUUCCAAUUUUAAUAGAUUUCUUAAAUCUCUCUCUUUCAGCAUCUCUGAAGCAAAUAACACGCAAGAUGCUAAUGCAUUUUGCAGUAAGUUUAAGAGAAGAACUCUCAGCUUUUGCUCUAAGUGGCUAAUACUUUAUCAUCUCCAAUGCACUCAGCAAUUAAAAGUUAAAAAUUUGCUCUUCUGACAUAAGAAACACACAAAAGAACCUGGAAAUUACUUAGUAAACUUGACUGUAUUGCCACAAUUUACAAUAACCUCCACCAUGAAAUAACUUCCUAGCAAUAAUAAUUCUGGUAAUAGGAAUAAAGCAUAGCAGUCUCCUUCAGCGCAUGAGCUUAUGGCUGUUGUCUAGCAUUCAAAGUCCUCAGCACCGUAUGUUUAAAUAGUUUAAAGCUGUUUUCCUUCUAGCUAAUGGCUAAUUCCCAUAUGUUUAAAAACUCAUCUUUAUUACAUAAAAACUGCCCUCUUUAUCAUACAAUGUUUGCUGUGGAAGCUGCAUGGGAAAUGUAAUCAACUUUCAAAUGAGAGAGCGUAGCUUUUAAAUAAAAAUUAUAUUUCAGUAAUACAACUCCAAGGGCUUUCUACUUAUUUUUCAACACAAAUACAUUUUUACCACUACCAAGUGUGCUAAUCACUUAGUGGCCAUGUAGCCCACCCCAGGGAUAACUAUAAGCAUAAACCUUUUUUAUUUCACUGUUUUAAACUCAUAACAUUUCAUGUUGACAUUUGCAGUCAUUCCCAUAGACCUGGGAAGCUAUGAUCAACAGACUGUUGCUCCAUCUCUUCACACAAUGAUUCUUUAAAUAGCCUCACAGUGUUAAACUUAUAGGACUAGAUCCUACAGCAUUUUCAGCUUUUCCAUAGCUUAGUGAGAAAUUCCUGUUCGUCAUGUCAGGGGGUCAAAGAGAGAGGUUCAUAAUCCUCUUCUUUUUUGAAAAGUAGCAGUAACAAUACAGAUCCAAGCUUCUUGCCAUCAAGAGAGCAUAUUUAUGGCAAGCUUGCGAUAAGAUGGUACAAAAGGAGUCUCUUCUGGUGUUUAGGAGCAAAUACAUUGGUUUGUGCUUCUGGAAAAAGGGAGGGGUUAAUAUGGAAAAUGGAAUAAUAGAUUCCAUGAAAGGGGUUAAUAAGUUAAAUGACAAUAAUUCAAUACAGAAUUUUUAUCUGUAAAACUUAGCCAAAAUGAAUUUUCCUAUGAAGCAGAACAGAGGCAAGCUAAUAAGAGGUGCCUGUGACUUGCCAUAUCAGCUUGGACCUGUGGUCUAAAUCAGAUAUUCAGGAGUGGCCUAUGCCGGAUGCUUCAGAGGAAGGUGGACUCUCCUCGUCCCCCGUCCCCUCCAGUAAUGCCCUUCUAGUUUAAUACCUGUGAUGAACUGACACAAUACCCACAGGAAAGCAGAGGGAAAGUAAAGACAUUAAAAUGCAGAAUUGAACUUGGAGAAGUUCAGUUAUGAACUGGCCACAAUUUGCAGCCACUGCAUUCUACCAUCUUCUGUUGAAGUCAGUGGGAGAUGCUUGUAUGAUAUCUGAAUGAACUCCCAUUGAAGUCAAUGAUAUUCUUUCCGGGACUUUAAUUAGAUCAUCAGCUGCAGAAGCAGGCUCAAUGUCUAAUAAUUGAAGAAGCAUUGAGAAACUGACUGUAAGUGCACAUUGUAGUUACCUUGUAACAUUGUACAUUGUAGUCAUAACAUAUGGACAAAGGUAUUUUUAAAUGUUAAAGCAAUUCAUAUAACUUGCAGGCAUUUUUACUAGUGAAAUGUUAUGCAGCACUUUUUCCUAGUGUUCUUAGAACAAACUGUAUGUGCCACACUGCACAAACUCAACACAAUCAUAUCCAAUCAUUCUUUUAUUCCCUCUUCUUUUCUCUUGGAUGUAACUGAUACAGAAAUUAUACGUACUUCCAGAGCAGCUAGGAAACGGCUCAAUAUUCACUCUGGCCUUUAGCACAGUUGCCCAUUAUCCAUUUAAAGGAAAUGAAUCUAUCACAGGGGUCAAGUCUUAUCCACUUGCAGAUCCUUAUCCAAAGAAAAGCUGUCAAACUAAAAUGAAUGUCUCCAAUGACUGCAGAGGUACAAGCAACUUGGCAGAGAGCAGUAGAUUCAAUCAUUCUGUUCAGUAAUUUUCAUCUGUCAACAAAAUGGAAGGCUGGUGUUACUUGAGCUAAUUAAAUUGUGUUUGAACCCAUUUUCUGUAAUGAAUUUCUUUGUGUGCAGCCAUUUUGAUUAUUAUAGUUUCACUUAUUUGUGGAGCCUUAUGCAGAAUGGACCAAAACUCUCUUAAAAAUUAAUUAUCUAGUCUAUUCUGGCUGGAACCCAACCUUUUUAUGCAUAAAACUUCUGCUGACUUCCUUGGAAGAUACAUGCAUAACGACACUUUAAAGUUUUUUAUUUUUAAAAAGUGUUGUGGAAGUUUAUUCAUGCUUGGCAUACAUACACGUUUUAAAAAUCUGCAUUAAAAUUGGUAAUGUAGAUGUUCAUUUGCUGAUUUCUAUUUAAAACGCAAGAAAUCUAUAAUCAACAUACCAUACAAAAGAAUCGGAGGACCAAGGUUUCUAGCUAAAAAUACUGCCUUGUUAAGAGUAUCCUAUACGUAUCUGGAUUGGUUGAUGUUAAUUUGUUGUCUGAUACUGUUAUAGUGAUUGUGUUAGUCUAUUUUAUUUGACAAUAUGUGGCAAGAAAGAUUGUAAUAAAAAUGUCUACGUUAAUAUGUUGUGCAUAAAAAUUGUUAGCUCCUAUUUUUGAAUAAGUUGACCAUUUCAGAAUUAAACAAAACAAGAACAGUUCGGCAGUGUUCCUGAGUAAGUGGAUUUGAUUAAGAUUUGAUUAGUAUCUGAUCUAAAGCUUGGGUGGAUAAGGGGAAAGCCCACGUUUGGGCACCUAAAUGGUCCCAAUAUAAAACCACAGGAUUGGGGGAGGGGGCAGGAAUAAGAGGCCUGUCUUCUGCGCAUUUCUUUGAAUAACUUUCAUAGCAGCAGGAACUUGCUGGAAGGUUACGGGUUAAAGCUCACUAAUGGAGAGGAGAUGGCGUUAGUGAUUCGAGGUUGCUAGACUGAUUUAUAGAGGAAGUUUAGCUCCAUAACUGCCUGUGGGAAACCUACAUGUUCCAAUUGAAAAGUGACUCUGGCAUUCUGCAUCUCUAUUCCCAUAUACGUGCUACUGAAAGCUUAGGUGAGAGAGUAUUUUGCCCUCAUCAGGGAUUAGGGGCUCCAGAACAAGAACCACAGUUCAUUCCUUGGUCUGCUUCUUGAGCAGUGAAAUGGAAGGGAGUGCAGUGCCAGGUCAGGUCCCCUGGCCUGUAUCCAUACGGCAUAAUUUACACAUUCGGGCUGUUCUGUGAGUGGAAGAAGGCAGACAUCCAGUUUAGUGAGAAACAUGGGAGUUCCUCUAUUAAAGAAGUCACUUCUGAAAAAUGCCGGUGCCAGUCAGAGAGGCUGAUUUGGUCACUUAGCCAAAUGAAAUUGGUGCCCCCCAAUUAAAUGAAACAAUGGCUCCCCUAUAGCCCUUUAAAAAGUUGAGUUAGACGCUGGUAUAAACUAACACAUAGUCCAGCUACUUAGAAACCAAAAUGUUUCUUGACUGAAGCUUCAACACUAAACAAAUCAUUUCUCUUAAAUCAGAUUGCAGCUUUUCAUUGUUGGAGUAUCUUUCAACGCCUACUUAAGUCAAUGGAACAGAUUUAUUAAUUAAAUAUUUAGAGUAGAAUAUUUUCAAAAGAAAAAUGGCUUUUGAAAAUACAUUUUUCUGCUCUCCUCUUGGUGUUAACUAUUGACAAAUGAGUCCCUUUAUUUGAGGACAGUUUUCUGUUCCAUAGCAUUCUGAAAUAAAUUAUUUGCUGUGCACAGCAACUUGAAAUUUUAAGUCUGCAAUAGUUGUUAAGCUUUGAAACUAGAAAUCUCUUACUUUUAAAUAUUUGGGUCAAUCGGUGAGUUUAUGCACAUUUAUAUUAGAAGAUUUAAGGUAAACAGGAUGGCCUGAUGCUUAUCAGAAACAUGAAAAUGGGUACUUAUUUUACCAAAGAAGAGCCUUGAAGACAGAUCUUACAGGAAAUCUGUUGUUUUUAACGUAUGUUUUCUUCAGAAUGAGAUCCCAAGCUAGUUGCUCAUCAUUUAAAUUAAGUCAAAAAGAAACUAGCCAGAAGAGAAGAACAUAUAAGCUGUAUAGCAGCCCCACAUCUUCCAUACAGUUAACCAGGAAACCAAUCCCAGGCCUCGAUAGUGAUACCAAAAAAAAGAUCCUAUGAAUUGGCACUUGUUGCUCCAGCUACAAGCUCACUCUGGCCUUGAUUCAGGAAAACACUUACAUGCUUAACUUUAAGUAAAUGGGAUGUAAACAUAUAUGUACAGUUAAGCAUGUGUCUGAAGUACUUUCCUGAAUAAGGAUACAUAUUGCUCAAUUGGUGCCUCUGGGAGCAACCACAGGUCUUGAGGCAAAAAAAUCCCUGAAUUUGUAGAGAAUAAGGAAGCACACUGAAGAAAAUACCAACAAUAUUUGAAGGCUGUGCCAUAUGUUAUCACUGAAAUUACCUGUAUAACGUACGUAUUGCCUUUGUUGUUGCAUUGCUUUUUAGAAAAAUCUGUGUCUAGAAGAAUGUAGCAUAUGUACUGUGUAUAUGUGUUAAAGUUUUAGUUGCAGUGGGGGGAAAAUGCAGAAUUUGGGGGCUGGCUGUGCAGGCCUUCAGAAUGGGAGCAGAAAGACUUACGAAUUAUAUUUUUAUAGACAGCACUGUGGCGUCAAGUCCUAGCCACAUCAUAUCUGCCUCUUCCAGGAACGUAACAUUGUGAGGGAGGAGAGCAGAAGGUGGCUAUGACAUGGUAGGGAUAGUACAACCCCAACAGCCCUGGACAGAUUACAAAUAAAUAAAAUAUGCCUUUGAAGUAAUAUUUUUUUAGUUCUAAAUUGUUAGAGAAAUAUUUACAAGUUAACUUUCUAUGUACUUGACAUUUGUGUGGUGUUUCGUAUUGAAUAGAUGACCCUGUUAUAUGUUUACAUCUCUUAAAGAUUGUCCUUGAGGCAUAUAAAAUAAGUAAAUGAAUUUUAUGCCAGACAAACAGAGUGCUAUGUAAUGGUAAUGGUUUUAAUUUCUGGUGAAAAUGUCGGCUUUGAUAGUGUUUGUGUCUAUUCUGGUUGGCUCUCGUGCAUUUUGUUCUUGCUACAGAAAGGCUUAUAUGCUUAAUUGUGGAGGGGUGCAGUAGUACAGUAGAUAAAGGGCCAAAUGUUGCUGCCCAGCCCACUGUAAUUUGUGCAUUGAUUUUUUUUUUUAAACAUCAGUAGUCCCAAAUUUCAGUUUUGAGUUGCAUUAACAGUACUAAUAAAUAAAGCUGGGGUAAGUUAGAAACGUAUGGAUUUUGAUUUAAACAUGUCUCAGAGAUGUUGAGAUGAGUCAAGAGAAUCAAAGUUAACAUGACUGAACUAAAACGGACUGUGAAGCUGGCUGGCUUUGUUUAGCUGCCCAUGCAGAGUGGAAUGCAAAAAUAGACAAACAGUGUGGAUGGAGAAAAGUGAAGGGUUUUUUUGGCCAGCAAGUUGUAGUAAUUUGAAGUGUUACGAACAUUUUUUUUAAUACAUGGCCUGACUUUCAGAAGAGCUGAGUUACCAAUAAAUCCCAUUCAGUUGGAGUUGUGGGUUUCCAGCACCUUUGACGGUCAGACCAAUUAUUUCUUACCUUGAUGUACUUUUUCUAUGUUUAAUUUUUAGGGCUGGGAGAAUAGGACAAAAGCAAAUCACUUCUAAGUAUCAAGAAACUGGUUUCGUUUUUUUUACAUUUAUUUUACAGGGCCUCCAUGCAGGGGCGAGGGGCUGCCUGCAUAGAUAAACAGGGUUGAAGUCCAAUGUUGGAUGAUGUAUCCAUAUCCCAGCCAUAUAUACAUACAGGUUGGAGAAAUUAUUUGACAACAGUAAACAAUAAUGUCUUCUUUCCCUUCUCUUAUUUUUCUAAAGAAACAGUCCAGUCUCCUAAAAACACUUAUAAAUACCUCACUUUUUCCAGUAGCUGGGGAAGAACUUAUCAGCUGUUUUCUCUUGGGAGUUUUUUCGUAUCCAGGCCUGAGAAAGUGCUACUUCUGCUUUGUAGAGAUAGUAAAGAACUGAAAAACCUGAUGGAGCAUCUAAUCAUGUGACAUGGGACAGAGGAGGGUAUGCUUUAUUCUGUGCUUUACUGUGCACAUGCCCGACUCCCAUUGGGAUCUGUGGGCACAAUUUAUGUGUGAUGAGUCUUGAGGAGAGAAUAGAGCCCCUGAGGGAUGGCAGUAUCAAAAUGCACUUAUUUCUCUAUCUGCACUGCCCUUAAGGAGGAAAUGGACCAGUUCUUGGAAGCUUGGAACCCUAAGGCAGGGAGAGCCAAGUUUGUUUGGUUUUAUUUUCAAAUACAGCCCCCAGGGCCUGAUUCAGCAAAUCAUGCAUUUGAUAUUAAAGCACAUGCUUAUGUGCUUUGCUGUAUUGGGGCCCUCAUGGGUCACUUGCUGCCUUUCUAACCAUAUGAGACUUCUAACAGUGGCAUAGUUUUCAUGAGCCCUUAGAUUCACAUAGGGGAAAUAAAUGGAAGGUGCUUGCAUAUGGCAAUCAUUUGCACCUCUUUUUGUAUAUUUCUAAAGUGAAAUCAAUAACACAAUUAGGGGCAGGAUUUUGCCCAGUUCUAAGAACAACAAAAACUUUUAGGCCUUGAUCCUGCAAAUAGUCAUGUGCAUGCUUAUACUUUAAUGUGCACAAGUAGGUCCUAUUGAUGUCAAUGGGGCUAUCCACAUGCAUUAAAGGUUAAGAAUGCAUUUGCAAGAUGUAAUGUAUUAAAUUUUAUAUUCCUUAACUUUUACAAUAGUAUGUAUGAGGCUAAUAGAACACUCUAAGAUACAAUUAACAUCACCUGUUCUUCCACACCCAAAUGCUAUGUCAUUUUGAAAGAAUAGAUAUGCUUGAUACUGAAUUGCUAGCUGGUGUGGUGGGCCCCACUUAUUUCAUGAAGAACUUUGGUGUUUAAUCACUAACCAAUAUUGAAAUCUCAGUGCUCUCAAGUGAAUUCAGUUUGAUUGUUUCAACCGAGUACCUCUCUCCCACUGCAAAACCACUACACAGUUGCACAAUUUGUAGUUCAGUGAUUGUCAUUGUCAUCGGAAGAUCCACUGGAACUGGAUAGGGUUGCCUUUUACAACUACAUUAUGUAGGUAAAGUAGUGUGAAGUAGCUUUCACAGUGCCUGCUUUCACAGUAGUUGCGCAUUGUCAGCGUUAUCCAGAUCUGACAAGAAUUGUUUAAAAAUUAGACUGUUUCUGUAGAAUAAAUUAUUGUAGUUCUUGCAGCAAACCUGCCACACUGAACUCAUAGUUUUUGCACAAGAAAAAUGUAAGGCACCCAAUAAACCGUGCUGUUCAUUGUCGAAAACACUGUGUUGGAUUUGAAUUGUGCUGCACUCUUCAGCAUCUAAUGGGUUCCUUUUUUUAAGUCUCCCAGUCUUGAGUGGCAUUAAUAUGUAUUUUUUUCUUUAUUUACAGAUUUAAAAAAAAAAAACUUCCUGAACCAAAAUAAUACUAGUAUCCCUAUGAGGAAGGGAGUUCCAGAAGAUAUAGUUUCAGGCAGUAUAAUACUAGUUGUCAUUGUCAGCUGUCAGCCUAGUACUACUUUGUCUGAAGAACCUAUUAAUAAAUGACCAAUUGUAGAAGAGCACUUGUGGAUGUAUAUACAUGAUAGUCUAGCAGAGCCCUUAAGUAUGAGCCUAACUUUAAGCAUGUGAGUAGUUCCAUUGACUUCAGUGAUACUACUCAUGUGCUUAAAGUUAAGCAUGUGCUUAAGCACUUUGCUAGAUUGAAGUCUUUGUCCGUAAGUGCCAAGUGGCUCCAUCAGAAUUGAUAUUUAUACAAGAAAUGUUCAAUACUGAUUGAACAAUAUUUUCUCCUGACUUAUUAAAAUAUUGGAAAACUAUAGUAUGGUUUGUCAUUUUAGGAGAGAGAUGAUGUGAUAGAAGGGUUUAAGUUCUGGAUAUUCUAAUGCCAUUGAAUCGUGACCUUACAAUUUGCUGUUGGCGCCAUUUUAAAUGUAGCCUUUUUAUGUUACUUUCACUUUGGAAAAUGAAGAAACAUUAUUUCCUAAAUGCCAUUUUACUGUGCUUUUCACUUAUUCAAUCGCUGGAGAAAAAGAAGUUUGGAAUUAUCUUCCAUUGGUGUUUUCUCCAGGCUGUUGAUUUCUGAAUUAACUACGAAAAGGAGGACUGAAGUUUGGCCUUACUUAAAAUAUAUAAAAUGAACCUUAAAUAUUGACCCAAUUGGUAAUUUUUUUCUUCUUCUUAACGAAAGGUGGUAGCAUCUGGAAGAGGCCAAUGUGUAGGACUUUAAUUUGAAGCACAUUUAAUCCUGCUGUACUGCUGUCCAGUGUAAAUGAACAGGGCAGAGGCCACCAGAAUCUGUUAUCAAAUAGAGUAAUGCUGUAAUACAGAGUGUAUGUUUUUGUGAAAGUCUUAACCUCUUCUUAUGAAGAUUAAACACAAAUAAUUAUUUUCAUGGUGUAUACGUAAAAUGUAAUUUUUUUUUUCAAUAAAAUGUUUCUUUUCCUAAA